Dibothriocephalus latus is the source of this 861-nucleotide messenger RNA. The record is from the annotation of a GenBank genome assembly. NCBI's taxonomy places the organism in Eukaryota, Metazoa, Platyhelminthes, Cestoda, Diphyllobothriidea, Diphyllobothriidae.
AUGGCUGCUCAGGCUUCUUAUGCACUGAGUGACUUCGUUAGAUUAGAAAAAAUCGGUGAAGGCACCUAUGGCGUGGUUUACAAAUGUAGAAACAAAAAGAAUAGCAAAUUAGCAGCCUUGAAGAAAAUUCGACUGGAGAAUGAAGAAGAAGGCGUGCCUAAGUUUGCCUCGCCCGCAUAUGCCUACAAAAGCUUGCAACAGGUUAUUAUGGAGCGCGGCCGAUUGUAUUUGGUUUUUGAGUACUUAAAUGUGGACCUAAAAAGGUAUUUGGAUGACCAUGGACGACAAAAUUUACUGGAUCCCAUGCUGGUUAAAAGUUUUAUGUACCAAAUGCUCCAAGGACUUUUAUUCUGCCACGCCAGACGUGUCAUUCAUCGGGACUUGAAGCCUCAAAAUGUGCUGGUUGAUGUUCCCAAUAAGAUCGUUAAACUAGCAGACUUUGGGCUAGCUAGAGCCUUUGGCGUCCCAGUUCGUGUUCUUACGCAUGAGGUAGUCACGCUUUGGUAUCGAGCCCCGGAAAUUCUACUCGGUGCACAACGCUACUCCUGUGCAGUCGACGUCUGGUCAAUGGGCUGUAUCUUUGCCGAGGUGGCAACCAAGGAAGCCCUCUUUCGCGGUGACUCGGAAAUUGAUCAGAUCUUCCGUAUCUUUCGUACCCUUGGUACGCCCUCGGAGGCGGUGUGGUCCGGUGUUACGAGCCUGCCGGAAUUCCAAAAGAAGACUUUCCCUUCCUGGCCAGAUGCGAAGCUGACUGAAAAUGAGAAGAUGCAGAAGACCAUGGGCAGCGCCGGACUGGAACUCCUCAAGGUAGGCAUUUUCGCUUGGAGCCAUGCACUUUUUUCAAUAUUGGCUUCUGUGUAA